UUUCAUCACUUUUCGAAAAUCCCCAGCUAGUUUCGGCCACUAUCGCUUCUUCUGCUUCUGCUUCUGCUCUAAGCUAUGGCCUCAAACUUUAGCUUGAGGAGUUUGGUAAUAGUUGCCCUUACAUUUUCUCUCGCCGUGCAAGGCACUCUUGGAGGGAAUGUGAUAGAAUGUGAGAAUCUGAAGCAGGACACAUGCUCAUUCGCAGUGUCAUCAGCUGGGAAAAGAUGUGUGCUUGAGAAGCAGGUGAAAAGGAGUGGGGAGGAAUCAUACACGUGCAGAACAUCAGAGAUUGAAGCUGAUAAAGUGAAAGACCACAUUGAAACUGAUCAAUGCAUAAAGGCUUGUGGUUUGGACAGGAAGUCCCUUGGAAUCUCAUCAGACUCUCUUCUCGAGUCUCGCUUCACACACAAGCUCUGCUCCACUCAUUGCUACCAAAAUUGCCCAAGCGUUGUUGACCUCUACUUCAAUCUCGCUGCUGGUGAAGGUGUGUUUCUUCCCAAGUUGUGCGAAGCAGCAGGUGGAAAUGCUCGUCGAGGAAUGGCUGAACUCAAAAGCUCUGGCAUUGUGGCACCAGGACCUGUGUAUUCCGUGCAGUGGACAGCUACUGCUCCUGAACCCUUUAACCCUGUGGAUUAAUAUAUAUACCCACCCCCUACCCUACUAUGUUGCAGUUUUUAGAGCACGCAAAGAAAUUGAGAGUGGCAUAUAAUUAAACAACUUAAUAUAUGUUUAGUUUGAGACAAUGAAGUUGCACCUCCAUAGGAGUUUCGGAAUUCAAGAUCGCUAAUUCGCUAUAUAUUUUGUUGUACAAUAUGUGGCUGUAAUAGGUGGUCUUAUUAUAGAUAUAAAUUUGCUUAUUAUGAUUGAAAAGCACCUCUCUUUAUGAUCAAGUUUAUAAC
Gastrolobium bilobum is the source of this 899-nucleotide messenger RNA. RefSeq lists its product as uncharacterized. Lineage: Eukaryota; Viridiplantae; Streptophyta; Magnoliopsida; Fabales; Fabaceae. The transcript has 3 exons. Bases 76 to 636 code for a protein of 186 amino acids. The record is from RefSeq and is a predicted model, not a curated record.